Messenger RNA from Cucumis melo (muskmelon), 1777 nucleotides. RefSeq names its product exopolygalacturonase. Gene Ontology annotation, molecular function: polygalacturonase activity. The record is from RefSeq and is a predicted model, not a curated record. The coding region runs from base 461 to 1666 and encodes 401 amino acids. Lineage: Eukaryota; Viridiplantae; Streptophyta; Magnoliopsida; Cucurbitales; Cucurbitaceae. Gene Ontology annotation, biological process: carbohydrate metabolic process. The transcript has 7 exons.
UGACUCUAUGUCAAUUCUAAAUACAUUUAGAAGCUUUUAAUUAUCUAAAAUAAUUUCUCAAAUUUAAUCUCCUAAUUUAUUUUCAUAAUUAGUAAUUAGUUGUUUGAUUACUUUUUGAAAAAAGAAAUUGGCAAAAUGGAUAUAUAAAAGAAAAUCUUCCGUUUUGCAUGAUUGUAAGCAUGGUAUUCAUGACGCUUAACCCACACGUUCUCUCACCAUUUUUUCUUACAACUAAUGCUCUCUCAACCUCCGCCCUUCUCCGGUCCGGCGCUCCGACGAGGUUCCGGUCAACGGGCAGUGGCGGCAGGUGUAUUUCUCUUUUUCAUGUGUGCGACGGUUAACAAUCAGAGACUUAGUGGGGGAAAAGAAGUUAACGACGGUUAACAAUGGCGGAUUCGAAAUCACCCCCAUUUUCUCAGCAUCUCCGAUUGCAAAUUUAAACUCAAAUACCGUUCCAUUCAUGAACCGCUCAUUUCUUAGUAGAGGAAUAUUGGAAUCAGACGUUUCAGGAAGCUUGUUGCGUUACAGAACUAAGAGUUCUCAUGUUUACAGUGUUAGAAGCUUUGGUGCCCGAGCAAAUGGCUUGACAGAUGAUAGCAACGCCUUCUUAGCAGCAUGGAGGACGGCCUGUGACUCAGCUGGAGUUGUAACUUUCCUGAUUCCAAAAGGAACCUAUCUGGUUGGUCCGGUUAAAUUUUCUGGCCCUUGCAAAAAUGUGUCAUCUCUGACAGUUAAAAUGAAGGGCUAUUUGAAGGCAUCAACAAACCUGUCGAAAUAUGGUUCUGGUGCAGGCUGGAUUGAAUUCAGAUGGAUGGAGGGGCUAACCUUGACCGGAGGUGGAACCUUUGAUGGUCGAGGCUCUGAGGCAUGGCCAUUCAACAACUGCCGCGAUGACUACAAUUGCAAACUCCUUCCUACUAACUUGAAAUUUGUGGCUUUGAAUAAUACGGUUGUUCAACACAUAACUUCGCUGAACAGCAAGUUCUUUCACCUGGCUUUAGUUCAAUGCAAGGGGUUCAUAGGUAGCAAACUCAAGAUUUCUGCUCCAGAAAAUAGUCCUAACACCGAUGGCAUCCACAUUGACCGAAGUUCUAAUGUCCAUUUUUCUUUAUCACAUAUUCAAACGGGUGACGACUGCAUAUCCAUCGGACAAGGGAACUCUGAAGUCACAAUCUCUAGCAUCAACUGUGGACCUGGCCAUGGGAUCAGUGUCGGAAGCUUGGGAAGAUAUCGAAAUGAAGGAGACGUAAGCGGAUUAGUAGUUAAAAAUUGCAGCCUCACAGGUACCGCCAAUGGGAUCAGAAUCAAGACAUGGCCAAACUCUCCUGGCAGCAGCUCAGCCACAAACAUGACAUUUGAGAACAUUACCAUGAACAAUGUGUCCAAUCCAAUUAUCAUUGAUCAAUCAUACUGUCCAUUCGGAUUUUGUUCUUUCAAGGCACCAUCUCUUGUGAAGCUGAGUGAUAUUUAUUUCAAGAACAUUAGAGGAACAUCUUCCUCUAAAGUGGCUGUGGCAUUAGAAUGCAGCAAGGGAUUCCCAUGUCAGAACGUGAACCUUGAAAAUGUUCACUUGGAUCUUUCAUCAGGGGAAAAUCAUCCAUCUUCUACUUGCAAAUAUGUUAGAGCCAGGUAUAUUGGCACCCAAAUCCCACCCCCUUGUGCUUAGAUUUACAAAUCAUAUGUUUCUAGUUUGUUUAUUAUGUUGCAAACCAUAUUCUCUUAUGUUUUUAAACAUUAGCCUAAACUGUCUAGUUAAUUAUUAUACUAUCUUGUGUUC